AUUUGGUCUUGUCUAUUAGUGAAAUAAUCCGAUGUUGAAGACUAGCUCUGUAGUGGAGGUCUCAAUCAUGUUUGCCCUCUGACGUUACAUGUGUUUAAGUGUGAAGAGUUUAAAUAUGUUACUGUAUUGUGAAGUCAUUCAUAUCGAGUUUGCAAUAGAGACUUUUUUCAGUCGAGAUUUUUGUUUUUAUAAAUCAUUUAAAAGAGAAAGUAUAUUGUUAAAGGAAAUAGACCAUGUCACUUGCUUUACUUCGCUGUACGUUUAAUGCAGCCUCUAUUAAAGUGAAUGGUAUGUAAGGAAGGUGGUGAUAACAGAGGCUACCUCACUCACAUUUAUAUGGAAUUCAAUAAAAAAACGAAAACAACUGUUGGCUCGUUGAAAAAUAGGUGAAUUUUGGACCAAAAACAACUGGAAAUCACAUAGUGACCAUUUUGUAACAAAGUCCUCAGAUCUUCACCUGACAUCCGACGCACGUUCUAUGUCCCAAAGCUGUUUCAAACGUAACGAUUUUGUAUCACCAUAUUAAAAGUAAUUACGGUUUAAUUAAACUGAUGGCUUAAUAAAAGACACCACAGUGAAACAUUACGUAUGCUGUUGUAACGUUACAAUAAGGUAUUGCUACCACUAAUACACCGUCGUUAAAGCAAUUGUCCCAUCACAGUUAUGCCUAUUGGUUCACUCUGCAUUAACUAUUACACCUAUUACUUAUUAAAAUGAAUUCUUUAAUGUCUAAAUUAACACGAAGUAUUUAGAAGUUGUUUAUAUUUAGAUCAUUGGUGACUGCAUUAAUCGAUGUUAAUAACGUUUAAGACUGAGUUUCAUAUAUUUUGGCCUCGCGAGCUGAAAUCAUGGUUUUCUAUUUAUAUUCUGUAACGCAGAUUUUAUUCCUCCAAAUUGAACCCUUUCAUAUUUAACCUUUUCUGCCAUCUAGUGGUCCGAUGGGACACUAGAUGGCAGAACACUUUAAGAGAAUGUUCCCUUCCUAUAUUUCGUUUUACCGAAUGUGACCCUGGGCUAAAAACCCGAGCUAAAGUCUCAAAACUUUCCUGUAGCUCAGUGGUAAGAGCAAGGUUGUGGGUUCGAUCCCAGGGGAUUGCAAAUACCUAUAUAAAAUGUAUAGGAUAAAGCAAUGGUCACCUAAAUGUAAAUGUAAAACCUAAUUUUGAGAUAAGCAUCAACGUUUGAUUUCAACUAUUAAUUUCACAAUCAUCUCAGUCUAUGACGUGACCUUACUCAGUCAAUAUUAAAUAUAUUAAGGUUAUAUUGUAUCACAUUUUCUUUACAUGAUCUUAUGUGGAAAACAGUAUCGCAGACUGUCGCACAUCUGAAUUUUGUGCCUUAUAAAGCCGUUUUGUGAAGGUUUCCUUGUUAAAAACUAACCUAUGAUUGUCUGAUGUUCAGUAUGUAACUAGUCUGUUUUGUGUUUCUUCACAAUGGCACAAACAAGAUCCUUCACUGGAUCUCUUUGAAGGAAAGGAAAUGCCACGGGGUAAAUGCAACCGUGCGUCCCGUCAUUAUUUUGUAACACACCUGCCAUUCAGAACACAACAGGUCAGUGUUGGUUUCUCAGGCUGUCCCCUCUGCAAUAUCAUCUGUGACUCUAUUGUCCAGUUCACCUCUUCUACCCAGUUGAGUGGUCAUCACCGCUAUAAAACCUCAAAAGCACAUCAAUGCCUCAAAAGGACAUCACCAUUCAAUAUGAAGCUAUUUACCAGCAUCGUGACCGUUCUAGUCUUUGUGGAUGCUAUAUAUUCAGCAGCAAUGAGAGAAGGGAGUGAAGAUUUGUUGCAUUUCCUCGACGAUGCUUUUCAAAUGAAUCUGCCUGCUGACCACCUCGAACCAACUCCGAUCACAGCUCUGCAGACAGAAAAGAUCCUGUAUUCUACAGAUCCAACAGCAGAAUGUAAAGCCCCAGAAAUAGUAACUGUUACUGAGUUUUCCAACACAACUCCCAAACCAAACUCGGCUGAAAAUACAGGCAUUGCUGAAGAGAGCUCCAUUGAGAGCAGCAACUCAGACAGUGGAUUGACUGAAAGAACAUCAACAGAGGACAGCAGAGAUGUUGAAAGCUUCAAGAGGUCACACCAAAAAUCCAAAUUGACAGAGGCCCAAAAAACAUUACAGGAACAGUAUACAAACUCAGAAGAGAGUGUCAGUAUAGACACAACUGACUUGGACACUGAAGUGAUGAAGGACACAAACAAGCAUCCCAGUAAAGUAACAGUGAUGACAGACAUCAGUAGUGAGGAAGUGAACAAACCUGAGGAGAAUGUGAGAUACCGAAGCCUUAAAACGAUAGAAAACUACAGUGCUGAGGUGAUCGGUACUACUGAGAGACAAAAAUUGGACUUGAUGAAAGAAACCCAUCCCAUAAUUCAGAGCUUGGCUGGUCAAACAAACCUCAAAGACAAGUCUGGCCAACUACAUGAAACUGACAAAAAGCAGCUGAAGACUUACAGUAGGGAAGUAGAUUUUGACAGUCCAGAGAUUGUGUACACCCCUGACAGACAGAUCAAUGAUGCUGUUAGUGAAGAACAACUUGGUGGAAGAGUGGCUAGACGAACAGUCAGAAUCAUCUCAGAUCGAUCCAACAUUAAAACCACUCUGUUGAGCAAUAACCAGACAAACAGACCUGCCGAAAAAGAGGAAUUGAAUCCCAGUUUGACCAAAGCUAAUUUAACCUCAGUGGACAACAGCACAGUGGACAACAGUACAGAAAUCUCAGGUCUGAAUCCAUGUCCUGAAAUAUCUGUUGGAAGUCCCACAGAGGAGGAGAACAAAAGUUUGGAUCCCUCUAAGGAGGAACACAAGAUCCAAAAGGACACAAUGAGCUAUCAAAUCCAGCUGAGGAAAAUGUGUCCUGGUAAAAAGAGUAAGAACAUUGAAAAACCAAAGGAACAGCUGGAUUUUGAGGGUCCAGAGAGAGUGAGCCAUGCAUGAGCUUCUGGACAACAGAAGUAGUGAGAGACUGAAGGAUCAUGUGCCCGUUAUUGUGUAGAGAAUAAAUUUGCAGACUAGUUACUUGCUUUUAGAUUGUGUCAGUGUGUAAUUUUAAUUUUAGCUUGUCUUUUUGUUUGUUUGACAUUUGAUUUAAAUAAAUAAUCAAGUAAUCUCA
Messenger RNA from Triplophysa dalaica, 3115 nucleotides. RefSeq lists its product as uncharacterized. The record is from RefSeq and is a predicted model, not a curated record. Lineage: Eukaryota; Metazoa; Chordata; Actinopteri; Cypriniformes; Nemacheilidae. The transcript has 13 exons. The coding region runs from base 1480 to 2940 and encodes 486 amino acids.